Messenger RNA from Amoebophrya sp. A120, 4369 nucleotides. NCBI's taxonomy places the organism in Eukaryota, Dinophyceae, Syndiniales, Amoebophryaceae. The record is from the annotation of a GenBank genome assembly.
AGGAUUGUCGUGGUGUUUCUUGUUUAUGGCAGUUGCUGCAGUUAGAGCCGGAAAGAAACACAAAAAAGGACAACUUUAGAAACAGAAGAGGUGAGACUGAGAUCGAAACCACCAAAAAGAUGUAAGUGUAGAGAGACCCAGGAAAUUCUAGUCAAUAUUUUACGGUUCGUGUAGCAAAAUGGCAACCCCCGGCACGGCACAGGCCGCCGCUAAUCUGGCGUUGUUGAAGAAGAAAAAGGAGAAAGCAGCCUUGAUGAAGCGCCAGAAGGCGGGCGCGAUGGCCCGCCGGGUUCCGGUCCUGAACAUGAUCGAAGACAGCAGGUUCCGUCAAGACGAAGCAUUUUUAGAAGAAACGCUCCUCCCCGACUUGUACAAAGACAGGUCACUGAAAGCCCAGGCCUGUACGGUCUUCGGCUCCGUGGACGCGCUCCUCCACUGUAUCCUCGCACCCACGGGCGGAAUCUGGGACAGCAUUUUGCGGACGUUUCUGAUCGACCUGUGGUACCGGGGCGGGGAAGAGAUUGUGAACACGUUGAAACAGGCGAAGCUGGAGCCCGCGGCGCUGGAAAAGCAGCUCAUGGAGAAGCAAAAGAGGAAGGAAAUCCGCGAGCGACGAAAGCGGAUGCUGGAGCGCGCGAACGGCAAGAAGAAACGAGCUCUGCUGAUCCAACUCGGUGGGGUCGACACCUCCAGCUCCGACGAGAGCGAGUCCAACCUCCCACCCGCCGGGGGAAAAAUCUUGCCGAACCACACGCUCAAGGCGCGAGAGAAGAUCGAGAACCUGACCUUCGGGAGGGUCGCGAACGGAAACGAUCAUAAGUUGCUGAAGCGAGCUGACAUGGUUCUGCUCGCAAGGAGAUUCCCGAUCUACUUUUACUGCGACCCGCGACUGCCGCAGCAGGACGCGUCCACGAUAGCGGCGGCGUUUCAGUCCGAGGGGAUGCAUUUCAUUCCCACGUUGUCCCCGGAGAACGCAUUUGUGGUCUUCUACCCGCUGGAAGAGAUCUUGGUUAAUGAAGAGGAAAAUAAGUUGGGGACCAAAACGCUUGCCACGGGGGAGGACGGGGGCAUUUUGAAUCCGAAGGUGCGCAGGUUAAAUUCCGACGUGGAUGAGAAGUCGCCAAGGGCAGAGCUGGUGCACCAAAAUGGAACCACCACAGUAAAGAGCGAGCGAAGCAGCGUUGUCACCACGAACUCUGAACAGUUUGAUUCUCCGCUACGCGCGAGGCCGAUGCAGGUCGCGGUCUUCGUUGCCUCCGAGGCGGACUGCGGCAAGGGGAAACAGGACUGUGCGCAGGCGACAAUUUUCGGGAAUAACGUGUUCAUCGGACCGGAGUCCGCAUGGCCGAAGGCGGACGACAAUACGCAGAAGGAUUGGGUGGGCGUCGCGCGGGCGACCGGCACGGUAUUUUACCCGGAUGGCUGUGUGGAAAGUUGCUAUUCCAAGACGGUGCUGAUGCGCAAGGGACGGAAGAACGAACGGCCUAUGGUGCUGUGUAACGCCCUGGAAAGAGGACUGUAUCCGGGACAGGUACUGCUGAAAUAUGCUUUGCGUUGUUGGUGCUUCGAUUCGCUUGAGUUUGAUUUACAUGAAAGUAGAACAGAUUGUUAUGCAUUUUGAAUGCUCAGUUGGAUGCAAAUUUCCACUUCGUCCUAAAAUUCCACCGCAGGGUCCCGCCCGACAGGCGGCGCGUUGGAUUGCGCAGCAGGAGGUUUCCCGGCGCAUGGCAUUUACGGGCGCGGGGAUUUCUGCAGAAUCUGGCGUUCCCACGUACCGCGACCCGGGCGGCUUGUGGUCCUUCUACGACCCGGAGGAAGUUUCGUCGAUCAAGGGGUUUGCGCUGGACCCACGAAAGGUGUGGGCGUUCGAGUUUGAGUUUUUCAAACUCCUCGCCCAGGUGCACCCCAACCCGGCGCACGAGGCCCUGGCCAAUAUGAAGUUCCGCAUCGUGACGCAGAACGUGGACGGGUUGCACCAGGAGGCAGGUAGUGAAACGGUUGUAGAGGUGCACGGCUCGGAAGUGCGGGCGAUUUGUCUGCGGUGUAAGAAGACGACCGACAUGAGCGAAGUGGUCAGGACGAUGCAGGAACGGGGGUCUUUGUGCCCCGACGGGACUUUCAAGUUGAACAACAACAUGCAGGACUUUCUGAAGGACGUCGCUGCGGAACAGGAAAAAAAGCCAAUUACAACUGUCGGCGCAGUUGCGGUAGUGCCAGCAUCUACUUCAAAUGGGACGACUGGAACUGGUGAGGCUGCAAUCGUCGGCCCCACGUUGCCCCAAGCUGCAGUAGCAGAGACGAAGAAGAGUCCGAAGAAGUCCCCUGCUACUUCGGUUGCCGGUGCUAACGCGGCAGGUACUAAUGCUGCACCAAGGGUAUCAACGACAUCUUCCGACGGUAAAAAGAGUCGGAGCAAAUCCGUCAGCAGCGACAGCAGUGCGGCGAGUGGCAUGUUCGGGGAAAAGUUGCGUAAAGGAAAGAAGAUCCGGAAGAAGGCGGACCGGUCCAAAGCGGGGGACUUCGAUCGUCUGCACGCCGACGCGGAGCUCUCGGAAUUGGCGAAAAAGUGCUUGAUGACUUACGCAAUCAAGUGUCGCGCGAAAACAAAGAAGUCGGUCCGGGAGAAACUGAAGAAAAAGAAGCAGGAGCUGAAGAAGAAGAGAGAAGAACUGAAAAAAAAUGGCGGAGUCGCCGCAGUCGAAAAGAAGGGCGACGAGAAGGUUGAAAAAAGUAAGUCAGGAUCUGAAUCCAGCAGUUCCGACGUAAGUUCUGACGGGGAGGGCAGUUUGAAAACGGAAUUAGAGAAACUAGGGUUAAUUUCCAGCAGCUCGUCUGGCAGUGGAUCAAAAUCCUCUUCCUCCUCGACAUCUUCCUCUUCCACGACCCUAUCGCAGUUCAACUUGAAGAACGGCCCGAGACUAGCGGAAGUGCCACUCUGUGGGCACUGCACCGGACAAACGGGCGACAAGUACUACGAGCGGGCUGCGGUCGAACAGAAAAUCAUUUUUAAGGCGGCGAGCGUCGACAGUAACAAGUCGGAUAUAAUCAGUACUUGUGUAGUGGACGAUAAGGAUGAAAAGAUGUUGGAAGAGAAAGAAAAAUCCGUCAAUUUAGUGGAUAUCGUUUCAGAGCAGCCCGACGCUGUAACACCAACAGCAGCUUCUUCUCCCAACAAGCAGAGUAAAAAAAACCCAAACAUUCCUGUCGGCGUUUUGAAGCCCGACGGGAUCUAUUUCGGGGAGGCGCUGGAGCGGAAGACCCUCAAGGCGGCCAUCCGCACGGCCCGGGAGUCUGACGUCGUUUUGAUGGUGGGAACCACGGGCAAGGUGGAUCCGGCACGGCAGAUGCCAUUGCUAGCGAAAGCGCACAACGGCGCGAAGGUGGUGGAGCUGAAUCCAAAUCCGACCCUUCUGUCGAAAGUUGCGGACUAUGGAUUGCAAAUAUGUCUGGGUCUGGAAGAGCCAAACUUGUGAUGCUGCAUUUGGAUGCUAAAAAAAUCUGUAUUGCAUCAGUAGCAAGAGGAGUCAAAUUUGGCUACGUGGAGAGGGCAUUUGUCAUGCAGGAUGCGCAUCGAUAGGCGCUCAAAAAAUCUGUGAUGCUAUGGUAUACAUCACAGACAUCAUGGAUCAUGGAAAAUGUGCAUGGCAAACUUCUCCUCUUCCAGACCCAGACAUUUUUACAUUUGAUACGGACUUGGCCAUUCGGGAGCCCAGCGCACGGGUCCUACCGUGGAUCACGGAAGAAGUCGAGGCUUUGAGAAAAGUCACCGAAAUGCACGACAAGGCGGGCACGGAGGAGGAGGGAGAGAAGUAGUGAUAAAAGUACUUACUUACUGUAUUACAACGACAAGCUAGAUCAUCUGUAUCUCGUAAAGCUGGAGGCGACGGCAUGCGAGUGUGAUUCUUGUACGGAAAAUUACAGCGGUACUAAGUGGAAGGUUUUUUUUCUGCUUUUUUGAAAAGUAGAUUUUAGCGAAUUGGAAAUAUGUAAAGAAACUGUAUCUCGUACAGCAGCUAACACUGACGAGUUAGAUCAAAAACCAGCGAGCACCAUUACCUGAAAAAAACCCUCUACCUACUUUCUCGAAUUGUCACAGCUACAGUUGUGGUACCAAAGGCACGAAGGCAUCAAACUUCGUCUGGUGGUCGCUGGGCGACUGCUUUUGCAUCUUCAGGCCUAUCACUUUCCUUGAUGGCGAAGCGACAACGACAAAAAUCCCGCUUUUCGAAGAACCUAUGCUACCGCGAAAAAAGUCAAUACUUAUUUUUCAUCCUCGAAACGUGCAUAAUCACCGACACAAUAGUGUUUUUUCCGAACAACUGCACUCUCGUACAUUAUGUUCGGUCGUUCUUUUGUUCGUCCUUUUCUC